This is a messenger RNA of Chaetomium globosum CBS 148.51, 1194 nucleotides long. RefSeq lists its product as uncharacterized. The record is from RefSeq and is a predicted model, not a curated record. The coding region runs from base 1 to 1194 and encodes 397 amino acids. The transcript is spliced from 5 exons. NCBI's taxonomy places the organism in Eukaryota, Fungi, Ascomycota, Sordariomycetes, Sordariales, Chaetomiaceae.
AUGACUUCGCUUCGAGACGGCGACAUCCCUAGCCAAUGGAGGAACGCCAAGAUCAUUCCACUAAAAAAGCCAGGGAAGAGCGACUACACGCUGGCCAAGUCCUGGAGACCUAUCUCGCUGCUCUCCACGCUUGGCGAGAUACUGGAAGCAGUCAUUGCGGAACGCCUAUCCUAUGCUGUGGAGACCUUUGGCCUUCUCCCUGGGAACCACUUCGGAGCUAGGAAAAGACGCUCAACCGAGCAGGCUCUCCUACUACUUCAAGAACAGAUCUACAAGGCAUGGAGAGCUAGGAAGGUGCUCAGCCUGAUCAGCUUCGACGUGAAGGGUGCAUACAACGGAGUCUUCAAGGACAGGCUGCUCCAGAGACUCAGAGCAAGAGGCAUACCAGACGCCGUGCAGAAAAUCGACGCGAAUAGAGGCUCGAUUGCCUUCGUUGACGACUACACAGCCUGGGUCACGGGUCCAUCAGCAGAGGCAAAUCGUGCAGGCAUCCAGGCUAUCAUUGACAGAGCCCUAGACUGGGAAAGACGAAGCGGUGCACAGUUUGAAAGCGACAAGACGGCCAUCAUACACUUUACGAGGAACAAAGAGCGAUCUUCGGAACAACCGUUCUCUGUCAAAGGCGAUAUGGUCAAGCCGACUGAGAGUGCAAAGAUCCUAGGUGUAGUGAUGGACCGCGAACUCCGAUACAAGCAGCACAUAGCCAGGACGGCAGCCAAAGGUCUUGCAGCCGCUUUAGCCCUGAAGAGGCUGAAGAUGCUUUCCCCACGGACAGCCAGGCAACUGGCGCAGAAGAUCGGGGCUCUGGCCAUCACGGGAGCUUUCGGGACCGCGGCAACGGCCGUGGUGGAAGCUGAAGCGAGCAUCUACCCCAUACGAGAACGACACACCCAGGCGGCAGUCAGGCUAUGGAUCAACAUCCACACCCUGCCCGGAUCGCAUCCCCUCGCGGUGAAGAAAAUCCGGACGACUGUGCGAUUCGUAUCCCCGCUGCAGAAACUCGCCCGAGCGGUAGAAGGAACAGAAGUUGACCGGAUGGAAACGAUCCAGGAAUAUGCCGUCUUACCUUGGGAACCCCGCCUGCGGCCGACGGUUGAAGCUGACCGAGCAAGGGCGGCCGAGAAGGUCGACAAAGCUACGGGAAUCCUGAUUGCGACUAGCUCGGCUGAACCAGUCAGCGCUAGCAGCAAUUAG